Messenger RNA from Propithecus coquereli (Coquerel's sifaka), 666 nucleotides. Its product is annotated as interferon-induced transmembrane protein 3-like. Bases 103 to 504 code for a protein of 133 amino acids. NCBI's taxonomy places the organism in Eukaryota, Metazoa, Chordata, Mammalia, Primates, Indriidae. The record is from RefSeq and is a predicted model, not a curated record. Gene Ontology annotation, biological process: response to interferon-alpha; negative regulation of viral genome replication; defense response to virus. The transcript has 2 exons. Gene Ontology annotation, cellular component: plasma membrane.
UGCUAAAGGCCAGGAAAGGAAAGCUCUGAGAAAUCGAAACUACGGGGAAGGGAGGGCCCCCUGAGCAGCCUCCAGACCCACUGCUGGUCUCCUGCCGGCACCAUGAACCACACUUCCCAGCCCUUCUUCACCCGCGCCCAAGCCGGCCUCCCCUCAAACUACGAGGGGCUCAAGGAGGAGCACGAGGUGGCCGUGCUAGGGACGCCCCACGGCCCCGCUCCCUCCACGUCCACCGUGAUCCACGUCCACAGCGAGACCUCCGUGCCCGACCACGUCGUCUGGUCCCUGUUCAACACGCUCUUCCUGAACUGCUGCUGCCUGGGCUUCAUAGCAUUCGCCUACUCCGUGAAGUCUAGGGACAGGAAGAUGAUGGGCGACCUGACCGGGGCCCAGGCCUACGCCUCCACCGCCAAGUGCCUGAACGUCUGGGCCCUGGUCCUCAGCAUCCUUGGCACCAUUCUGGUCAUCGUUGCCACGGUGGUCAGCAUCCGAAGCUUUUCCUAGAACCAGAGGCACCAUCGAGGCUGCUGGUGGCUGCCCAGGCCUGCGACCCCCGUGCUCUACCUUCCGUGCCUGGCCCUGCCCCUGGCCCCCACCGCUUUGUGCAGCUGUUCAUACUCACACAUCUGUCCCCAUGGGGGUCAAUAAAGCGCACGUGUUCCUGAG